AGAAAAGUUUCGCAACAAAAUUGCCCUCCGGGUCUUCCUUUCCUCGAUUCCUCCGUCCAGCACGUUCUAUCUGGACCCUAGUUCAAGACUGGACCUACCGGGGUAAAGACUUGCUCCCCCGACGUCAAAUUCCGGAUGGCUAGACUUCCGAACCCGCCAGAACUGUAAUGGUCAAGGUAGACGACGCCAUAUUACAUAUCACACUCGCAUUGCAACCUCUAAAGGGCCCGGAUGAGAGCGCCGGUGACGGCAAUUGGAUAGCCUUGUUCGUGAUCGCCGCCCAGUAUUCUGAUGCUUCUUGUAUCGACAAGGAAAAACUUGCGCCCAGGAACGCCAGAGUUGCUACGCCCCAGCCAGGUAUGCAACCCCUGUCUGUCUUCCACAAGGUUCCUAGGAUAAACUCGCACCAACGAGUCUGGUUUGACCAAGCCCUAUAAUCUCUUUUAGAGAUUCAAGAUCGUCGCAAAUAACAUCAGGCACCUCGACGAGAGUGGUUAGUUCUUGAAGGUUA
Molecule: messenger RNA, 511 nt
Organism: Neurospora tetraspora
Lineage: Eukaryota; Fungi; Ascomycota; Sordariomycetes; Sordariales; Sordariaceae
Exons: 1
Coding region: 168-437 (89 amino acids)
Source: RefSeq, a predicted model, not a curated record